Solea senegalensis (Senegalese sole) is the source of this 1536-nucleotide messenger RNA. It is a transcript of the gene tspan6, whose product is annotated as tetraspanin 7. The transcript has 8 exons. Gene Ontology annotation, cellular component: membrane. The record is from RefSeq and is a predicted model, not a curated record. The coding region runs from base 122 to 871 and encodes 249 amino acids. NCBI's taxonomy places the organism in Eukaryota, Metazoa, Chordata, Actinopteri, Pleuronectiformes, Soleidae.
ACUUCCUCCGCUCCCUGUCCUCUCGGAUUUAUCCAUUUUUUUCCUCCUCCUCUGCCCCGCAGGACGCUGAGAUUCGAAAUCUUCACGCAAACUGAAAGCAGAGAAUAAAUAAACCAUCAACAUGUCGUCUCGACGUCUCCAGACGAAGCCAAUGAUUACGUGCAUUAAGACUUUCCUCGUCUCUUACAGCCUCAUAUUCUGGCUCACAGGCGUGAUCCUGCUGGGAGUUGGGGUGUGGGGGAAGGUGAACCUGGAGGCAUAUUUCUCCCUGGCUUCCGAGGAAUGCACCAAUGCACCAUAUGUCCUCAUUGGGACUGGAGCCUUCAUCAUUGUUUUUGGCCUGUUUGGCUGCUUUGCGACAUGUCGUGGCAGUCCAUGGAUGCUCAAACUGUAUGCCAUGUUUUUGAUCUUGGUCUUUCUGUCUGAGCUUGUGGCCGGCAUCUCGGGAUUUAUCUUCAGACAUGAGCUCCAAACCCAGCUGGGCCACACCUAUGAAAAUGCUGUGAAGCUCUACAACAAGAUUGACAGCAGCAGCUCUGCGGUCGACGCCAUCCAGAGAACUUUGCAUUGCUGUGGAGUGAAUAAUUACACAGACUGGAGUGAGACAGCUUACUUUGCAACACAUGGCAUCCCCGGUAGCUGCUGUAGAAGUGAUGCAGUGUGCACAGAUGAUAACUUGAGAGUCCUCGCCACGGCUGCGAACUUAGUGUACUCACAGGGAUGCUUCACAGUGAUGACCCAAACAGUGGAGGCCAACCUAGGAAUCAUCGCAGGGAUUUCCUUUGGGAUCUCUUGCUUCCAGAUCAUUGGGAUAUUCCUGGCCUGCUUCUUGUCUCGGUACAUAUCCAAGAACCAGUAUGAGAUGGUCUAACAUUUACCCUCCAAAGGUUAUCACCGGGCAGCUCCUGAUGAUGAAAAUGGAGUUAAAAGAAUAUCCUGGGAUUUUAAUAUUGUGUGUCUGUGUAUGCGUUAUCAUUUUAGCAAGGGAAAACAUUGUGCCCCCUCGUUUCGUGAAGGCAGUCUCACCGAUGACAAACAACCAGAAGGAAAUUACACCAUGGGAAAUUAAGCCUGUCAGUGUACUGAGACCAAAAAGAAAAGGGACCUGAACAUUUUGGAUAUUUGCGUUACUUCAGGGAUUUAAUUGUGCCAUGUCCAUCUACAUCUAAUGUUUCUUUGAGUUAAUUCCCACUACCAGUUUCUUGUAUCUUUGUGUAUUGCAGCUGCCUUAUUUUGUAAUGUUGCUGUAUUUCGGCAAAUGAAAUGUAGAUGAUAAGCUGAUAAAUGUUAAAUUCCUUUGAGCACUAAGUGAAUGUGUGUGUGUGAAGCCAGUCAAGCCUCAGAUAACUGACUAUACAGUAUGUCGCUACCCUUGGAUUGAGUUUUCUCAUCAGCAAGAAACUUGAGUAGUGUGCAAAUUAAGCCUUAAUAAGGAUUGUUUAGGCCAGUAUUGUUGAACACCAGCAUUCUGUCAUGUAGUUAUUCUUUAGUGGAUGCAUUUAAAAUAAAGAUGAAGAUACAUUAUCUUUAACAAAA